AUGCUCCUCGCCUUUGUCCUUGUCUUCGUGGCCCUCCCGGCCUCCCUCGCCUUUCCCUUCACGACCGACGCAGACAUUGCCCGCGCCAACAACUUGGACUAUGUCCUACUCGUGGCAGCCUUUUCGCUCCUCUCCCUCUUCCUUUACCUCUCUGUUGUCGCACGAUUCGUCGGCUCAAAGGCCAUGCACAGCUGGAUGACCAACCGGCUCGAGGAGGUAUGA
Messenger RNA from Cutaneotrichosporon cavernicola, 222 nucleotides. RefSeq lists its product as uncharacterized. NCBI's taxonomy places the organism in Eukaryota, Fungi, Basidiomycota, Tremellomycetes, Trichosporonales, Trichosporonaceae. The transcript has a single exon. The coding region runs from base 1 to 222 and encodes 73 amino acids. The record is from RefSeq and is a predicted model, not a curated record.